AUGCAUCCAGAUUUAAUUAUUAAAGGUGAUCCAACUGAUGAUUAUGAGCUCCUCCAGCGAGUUGGUUAUGGAACUUAUGGCGAAGUUUAUAAGGCGAGGCGUAUAAGGUCAGGAGAAAUUGUUGCAGUAAAAGUUGUUAAGCUGGAAGCUGGCGAUAAUUUUAUGGUUAUACAGCAAGAAAUUCUCAUGAUUAAGGAAUGCGUUCAUCCGAAUAUUGUUGCAUAUUAUGGCAGCUAUCUUCGACGUGAUCGUCUCUGGAUCGUCAUGGAAUAUUGCAGUGGUGGCUCUUUACAAGAUAUAUAUCUGACCGGUCCUCUAUCUGAAUUGCAAAUCGCUUAUGUUUGUCGAGAAACUCUUAAAGGUUUGAAACAUCUUCAUUCAAAAGGAAUGGUUCACCGUGAUGUUAAAGGGGCUAAUAUUCUUCUUACUCAGUCAGGCGAUGUCAAAUUAGCUGAUUUUGGAAUAGCUGCGCGAAUAACUGCCACAAUCGCAAAACGCAAGUCAUUUAUUGGCACUCCUUAUUGGAUGGCUCCCGAAGUUGCUUGCGUUGAAAGGCGUGGUGGAUACGGAUUUGAAUGUGAUGUAUGGGCUGUUGGGAUAACAGCGAUUGAGCUAGCUGAAUUACAACCACCACUUUUUGAUCUCCAACCAAUGCAAGUGCUUUCUCUUAUGACAAAAUCAUCAUACAAGCCCCCUACUCUUAAAGAAAAAUAUCGUUGGUCUCCCCUGUUCCAUGAUUUUGUUAGGCAAUGUUUGACCAAGAAUCCAAAGAAAAGACCUACUCCUGACAAACUCCUUAAGACUCAUCAUUUCAUAUUGGGCGCAUUAUCCUCUAGAAUGGCUCGUGAUUUAUUGGAUAAAGUCAACAAUCCUGGUGGCUCGUUUAUUUCACUUCUUUCUCAGCGAUGUUCUACUGAUGCAGAAGAAAAUGAUGAGGUUUUUACUUAUCUAGUGAAUCAAAACACCCUACUUGCAAAGAUACAGCCAUCAUUACCCGAUGUAGUUCAAGCACUUUCUUUGUCAAAUGAUGAUAAAGAAGUUACAUUCGAUGGUGUGCCGUUGAGACCAUCAGAUCAGAUCAGUGGUGGAGGUAGAAUAAUAAUGGGAGCUUGCUUCUCUCUUAUUUUCGGCGAUUGUCCUCUCCACAUUAAUUGCACUGUAACGUGGACGAAUGAAAGCAAUUUUCGACAGCUUCUUAUUAUCGGUGCAGAAGAAGGAAUUUUCACUUUGAAUAUGAAUGAAUUAUACGAUGCAGCAAUGGUUCUAAUUCAUAAAAAAAGAUGUGCCUGGUUAUAUGUGCAAAAGAAUACCCUUAUGGCUGUUCAAGGCAAAACACCGUAUUUAUACCGGCAUGAUUUAUUGGCGUUAACACAAAAAGGGUUGGCACGUACACUUUCGAAGCCUAUGAACAAAAUUCCUGAGAAAUUUGUCCCAAAAAAAUUUGCAAUAACUACUCGUUUACCUGAAACGAAAGAUACAUUACAAUGCAGUGUGGUUCGAAGUGGUGUUAAUGGCAAUAUCUAUCUCUGCUGCGCAACACCAUUUGUUGUUACUUUGUUCCAGUGGUACGAACCGUUGGAAAAAUUUUUUGCUUUAAAAACUAUUGAUAUGCGCAUUCCAUAUUUUCCGUUGCCUCCUUUUCAGCUUAUUUAUUCUGCUGAUACUGAUGGAGAUUUUCCAAAGGUAUGUUUGGCUGUAUAUAAAGUAACUUCUCGCAAAUACUAUUUGCACAUGCUCAGUUUUAAUAAUGGAAGAAACCACUUCGAUCUCAUUGAAGAAGCACGUUCUUCUACGACUCCUUUGAAUUCAGUGGUCCUCAAGCAAAUAGAUAAAGUAUUUUCUAAUUUUAUUAUUCUGUUUAUUAUUAUAUGUAUUCAUUAG
This is a messenger RNA of Dracunculus medinensis (Guinea worm), 1881 nucleotides long. NCBI's taxonomy places the organism in Eukaryota, Metazoa, Nematoda, Chromadorea, Rhabditida, Dracunculidae. The record is from the annotation of a GenBank genome assembly.